Penaeus indicus is the source of this 1002-nucleotide messenger RNA. RefSeq names its product ADP-ribosylation factor-like protein 8B-A (gene Arl8). Gene Ontology annotation, molecular function: GTPase activity; GTP binding. Gene Ontology annotation, biological process: anterograde axonal transport; protein transport. Lineage: Eukaryota; Metazoa; Arthropoda; Malacostraca; Decapoda; Penaeidae. Gene Ontology annotation, cellular component: lysosomal membrane. The transcript is spliced from 4 exons. The coding region runs from base 63 to 623 and encodes 186 amino acids. The record is from RefSeq and is a predicted model, not a curated record.
UGUUUAGUCAUAGUCUGUCAGGAGUUGUUUUCAAGUCCGGUCCACUUAAUUUUUCCUCCGAGAUGCUGGCGUUGAUUAACAGAAUAUUAGACUGGUUCAAGAGUCUCUUCUGGAAGGAGGAGAUGGAACUGACUCUCGUGGGCCUCCAGUACUCGGGGAAAACGACGUUUGUCAAUGUUAUUGCCUCUGGACAAUUCAGCGAAGACAUGAUUCCAACAGUGGGCUUCAACAUGCGCAAGAUAACAAAGGGAAACGUGACCAUAAAAGUGUGGGACAUUGGUGGACAGCCGAGGUUCAGGUCCAUGUGGGAACGCUACUGUCGAGGAGUAAACGCCAUAGUAUACAUGGUGGAUGCCGCUGAUCCAGAGAAAAUUGAAGCCUCCCGGAACGAGUUGCACAACCUACUAGAUAAACCACAGUUAGCAGGCAUCCCUGUACUAGUCCUAGGCAACAAAAGAGAUCUACCGAAUGCCCUAGACGAGAAGGGACUGAUUGAGAGAAUGAACCUAUCUGCCAUACAGGACCGGGAAAUUUGCUGUUACUCCAUAUCAUGCAAGGAGAAGGACAACAUAGACAUCACCUUGCAGUGGCUUAUCUCUCACUCCAAGUCCGGAGGCCGCUAGAGCUCACCUCGGAGCUGUGGUAUUCCGCGAGGGUUUGGAUGUCUACUAGCAGUGUCCACAGAUUCCAAGGGGUUGUCAGAGUGUGUUGCUGUCCAAGUCUCAUUUCCCAGAGGACACAAGAUAAUGAUAUCGUGCGCAUGCAAAGUGGAGGGGGUGGGGGCGGGGUGGGGAAACGUCGAAGAGAGAGAGAGAGAGAGAGAGACAUGUCAGGGGAGUGAGUUUUGCUAUCCUUCAUUUUGAACCAUCUUAGGCAAUAUUGAUUUCCUCAGUAUACUAAGAUAUAUUUCAGAAUUGAUGCUUUGCUAGGAAUUGGUCAUCAUAUUUAUAUUGAUGUAUGGUGUGUUGUGAGAGCACUUACAUAGAUGAUGCUUUUUGUGGA